Molecule: messenger RNA, 1327 nt
Organism: Malus domestica (apple)
Lineage: Eukaryota; Viridiplantae; Streptophyta; Magnoliopsida; Rosales; Rosaceae
Product: GDSL esterase/lipase EXL3-like
Biological process (GO): lipid metabolic process
Cellular component (GO): extracellular region
Molecular function (GO): lipase activity
Source: RefSeq, a predicted model, not a curated record
UUGGCUCCCUCUCUUCAUCCUUUUCCGUUGUUUGGUUUAGUUUAGUCAACUGGCUAGCCCGGCUACUUGGGGAAGAACCAAACAGAGAAAUUUGCAGUCGUAUUCAGUGAUGACCACAUUAUUAUUGAGAUUUUUUCUGUUUGUUUGUUGUGGUCUGGUGAUUUUGGGAAACCAAGCGGUUGGAGGUGAUGUCGUUAAGCUGCCACCCAAUGCAACGAUUCCCGCUGUGUUUAUGUUUGGCGAUUCCAUCGUCGAUACAGGGAACAAUAACGUCAACCUGAAGACGCCAGCUCGGUGUAAUUUCCCUCCCUACGGCAGGGAGUUCGAAGGAGGAAUAUCUACUGGGAGAUAUUCCAAUGGAAAGGUUCCCUCUGACCUCAUAGUGGAAAAGUUAGGUAUUAAAGAGCUCCUGCCAGCCUAUUUGGAUCCAAACCUACAGCCCAAUGAUCUGCUUACAGGUGUCAGCUUUGCCGUUGGUGCCACCGGAUAUGAUCCUAUGACAGCCCAAAUUGUGGCAGUUACACCAUUGUUCGAUCAACUGCGGCAAUUUGAAGAGUACAUAGGAAAGCUCAAAGGAAUUGUGGGAGAAGAGAGAGCAAACUUCAUCCUAGCCAACAGUCUAUGUUUUGUGGUUGCAAGUAGCAACGAUAUUGCUAAUACCUACUUUGUUGCCGGCGUUAGGAAGUUAGAGUAUGAUGUUCCUUCUUACACUGACCUCAUGCUCAAUCAAGCUUCCGAUUUCUUUAAGGGAUUGUAUGCAUUGGGGGCACGAAGAAUUGGUGUUUUCAGUGCACCACCUAUUGGGUGUCUGCCAUCUCAGAGGACUUUAGGAGGAGGCGUGGAAAGAGAUUGUGCAGACAAACCAAACCAAGCAGCCAUGCUCUUUAACUCUAAGCUCUCUGCUGAGCUGGACGACCUCAAGAAUAACCUACCUAACUCGAUGCUGAUUUACGUCGACAUCUACAACCCACUUUUGGAUAUGAUCAUCAACCCUACUAAUUACGGGUUUGAAGUUUCGAACAAAGGGUGUUGCGGGAGUGGGAAGCUGGAGGUGUCCAUUCUGUGCAAUCGAUUCGAGCCAGAGACGUGUACGGAUGACUCUCAUUAUCUAUUUUGGGACAGCUACCACCCGACUGAGGGCGCCUACAAAAUCAUCGUCGACGAACUCAUAACAAAAUAUCUCCCCCACUUGGUGUGAUCACACACAAACAAGUAAUAAUUAAAUUAAGCAAAUUGUACGGAAUUAUGAAACAUGAUUAUCCAGUAUUUGAGCACUGAUUAGACAAAAUUAUUGAAAUUAGUUAAAGUUAAUUAAUUCAUUUGUUUU